CGCGCGCAGAAUAAAUAAACUUAAAAAAAAAAACAAAGAUGAAAGGAUUCAUCAGCCAUGCUAAAGUGCUAGGGUUUUUAUCUGUAGGCCCUGGGAACUAGCAAAGGGCCCAAAGGACAGGAACAACAUGGUCAGAUUUGUAUUCCUAUAGCUCACUUGCUGCCAAAGGGAGGAUAAUGCCUAUUCUAACCUAUCUCACAAAUGUAUUGUAAAGUUCGAGCAUAAUCCAUUCUCGAUUAUUCACGAUGAUGGGAAUGUGGGAGAAGCAUGAGCACCAAAACCCAAAAAUAGUAGAUAAGUUAAAAUUUUUAAUAAUUGAUUCCAGAGUACAUUUUUUUUUUUUUUUUGGUGCACUGAUUUAUCUUUCUAAUUACAUUUCGCUUAGGAUAAAAUUAAUUCCAUUUGUAUUCCUUUAACCUACACCAGCAGAUGGCAGGAAGAAGUAGCCCGGAUAAUUACAAUGUGGUGACAGAAGUCAUUUUGAAAUUUAAAGUUUACUAUAACUAAUUGGCAAAAUAGAAAACAAAAUACCGGUUGUGUAGUUAUUUAUCACUAUUCAUACUUUGCUUGUCUUCCUCAGUGAAGCAAAAUGUUUUCCAUCAGGAACUCUGAUAAACGCUUUAGCUUCGCCAGUUCCUUUUCCGCUCCGUUGUUCCACAUCCUGCUUUUCCUGCAUACCUUACGCCGUCCUUUAGUUGUCCCGUCCCCACUCACUAAUCCCCCAUCCACACACAUAGUUCUCCUGCCCGCUCCUCUCACAGGUUCUAGCUCCAGGAUUAGGUCUUCCUGUACCUCUCUAGACAAGCUUCUAUUCUCUCUCCAGAACUUUGCUCACCCGGGAGUAAGGAGGUCUGUGUGUGAUUGUCCAAAAAGACUAGCUGACAUCAGAUGGCAUUUUAAUUUUUAAAUGAUGUUUUUACUGUUUGACUUGUUAGCCUCUCCCAGUGCCGUCUGUACUCAGUCUUCAAUCCUGUAUUGGAGGGAUGGAAGAGGAUGUGGCCCCUUAUUGUUUCCUUCAUUCUGACCAGAUUCCUGUUUAAUAACUAGUUUACUUUUCUCCUUGGGCUACACUCGUACACAGCACUUUUGCUCUGCUCUCACCUCAUUGUAAGAUUUAUGUACAGAGGCAUCUGUCAUCCCAGCUAUUUCUAGAAGUGUCUUUUAAGGUAUAGAUCAUUCAUUCAAAAAUAUUUACUUGUGACCAUAAUGGAGUAACUAGUACCAGACUUAACCUUCCCACCAUAAACAACUAGAAAAUGGGGUAUAUAAGGGACAAGAUCUAUGAAGCAGCUGGAUAUUGGACAGCAGGCGUGUUAUCCAGAAGAGAAAGGAAACAAACAGGUUGGCAAAGAUUCUUUUGGCAAUGAUUAUAUAGAAAACUUAAAACAGAAUGAUAUUUCUACAGAAUUUACAUAUCAGACUCAAGAUGCUGCUACAGGAACUGCUUCUAUAAUUGUCAAUAAUGAAGGCCAGAAUAUCAUCAUAAUAGUGGCCGGAGCGAAUUUACUUUUGAAUACUGAAGACCUGAGGGAAGCAGCCAAGGCCAUCAGCAGAGCCAAAGUAAUGAUCUGCCAGCUAGAAGUAACUCCAGAAACUUCUUUGGAAGCCCUGACCAUGGCCCACAGCAAUGGAGUGAAAACAUUGUUCAAUCCAGCUCCUGCCAUUGCUGACCUGGAUCCUCGCUUCUACGCCCUCUCAGAUGUGUUCUGCUGCAAUGAAACUGAGGCCGAGAUCCUAACUGGCCUCACGGUCAGCAGCCCUGCAGACGCUGGGAAGGCUGCACAGGUGCUCUUGGAAAGGGGGUGCCAGGUCGUAAUCAUCACCUUAGGUGCUGAAGGCUGUGUGAUGCUGUCACAGACAGAACCUGUCCCAAAGCACAUCCCCACAGAGAAGGUCAAGGCUGUGGAUACCACGGGUGCUGGUGACAGUUUUGUGGGGGCUCUGGCCUUCUACCUGGCUUACUACCCCAAUCUGUCCUUGGAAGAAAUGCUCAAGAGAGCCAAUUUCAUCGCAGCAGUCAGCGUCCAGGCUGCAGGAACACAGUCAUCUUAUCCAUACAAAAAAGACCUGCCACUUGAUCUGUUUUGAUUGCUACUAACCCUAAAAUAAAUGUACUUGGAAAUAAAAUGUACUUGGGGGAGGGGGUGGCCACUCUUAGCUAGCAGCUUACUAUAAAAUAUCCUCUUCUCCAUUCUUUGCAAAUAUGUUCAUUUAUGAAGUCAUACUCAAGCUUUCAUUAUUUUUAAAUUAUUUUUCUAAUGUUUAUUUUUUGGGGGGAGAGAGAGAGAGAGAGAGAGAGAGAGAGUCUGAAGCAGGCUCCAGGCUCCACGAAUGGUCAGCACAGAGUAUACAAGGUCCUAUAUGAUCUAUAUCCUACACCCCUCUCCCUUCCCAUGCCAUUUCCGCCCAUUCUCCCCUCUACGUUCAUUUCACACUGGCCUCCUUACCCAACUCAAACCACUUCAGGGCCUCCGCACUUACUGUGCCCUCUGCCUAGAACACUCUUUCCCCACAAGUUGAUGUGCCUUACUCCCUCACGUGUGCAAAUGUUACUAUCAAAGGCCUCCCUUAGACACCCUUUACCUAACACCAGCAACUCCCUCUUUCUCUCCACCUGCUUCAUUGUUGUGCAUAUCAGUUAUUACCCACCUGUUUGUUCAUUUGUCUCUCCAGAACUUAAGCUCCAGAGCAGAGAAUGUUAAAUGAGGGAAGAGGGCACAAGAAAUUGGACCUCGAGCAGUUCCUAAGAAGGACAGCUGACAUUCAGUGUUAGAGUUGUCAAAGCUUCUGUUUUGCAAGAGAAGCCAGAAGUCUGGAUGUUUAUUGAAAUCUUUUCAAUGUUUAAGGGUCAGCAACUGAUUUUUUUAAAAAUGUAAACAUGGGGGAAUGCCUGGGUGGCUCAGUCGGUUAAGCGUCUGAGUCGAUUUCAGCUUAGGUCAUGGUCUCACGGUUUGUGAGUUCGAGCCCCCGCA
Molecule: messenger RNA, 2972 nt
Organism: Prionailurus viverrinus (fishing cat)
Lineage: Eukaryota; Metazoa; Chordata; Mammalia; Carnivora; Felidae
Gene: RBKS
Product: ribokinase
Exons: 7
Coding region: 1282-2088 (268 amino acids)
Biological process (GO): D-ribose metabolic process
Molecular function (GO): ribokinase activity
Source: RefSeq, a predicted model, not a curated record